GACAACAAACAGAGGAGAGAGUGUACUGUACAGACAAAAUGGCUUCUAAACUGGAAGAGGAUUUCUGCUGCCCUGUGUGCUGUGACAUCUACAAGGAUCCUGUCAUUUUGACCUGCUCUCACAGUGUGUGCAAAGCCUGUCUGCAGCAGUUCUGGGAGAGUAAAGGACACAGAGAAUGUCCCUACUGCAGGAGGAAGUGCUCUAAACAUAUCUAUCAACCUAACUUGGCUCUAAGGAACUUGUGUGAGACGUUCUUACAAGAGAGAAGUCAGAGAUCUUCAGCAGGGCUUGAAGUGUUAUGCAGUUUGCACAGUGAGAAACUCAAGCUCUUCUGUCUGGAGGAUAAACAGCCUGUGUGUUUGGUGUGUCAGGCAUCAAAGAAACAUAAAAAUCACACUUUUAGUCCCAUAGAUGAAGCAACACAAGACCAUAAGGAGGAGCUGAAGAUACAACUGCAGCCCUUACAGAAGAAAUUGGAGACCUUUGAAGAAGUUAAACUCAUCUGUGACCAAACAGCAGCACAUAUUAAGACUCAGGCUCAACAGACAGAGAGGCAGAUCAAGGAGGAGUUGGAGAAGCUUCACCAGUUUCUACGAGUUGAAGAGGCAACCAGGAUAGCUGCACUGAGGAAGGAAGAGGAGCAGAAGAGUCAGAUGAUGAAGGAGAAGAUUGAGAAGAUGAGCAGAGAGAUCUCAUGUCUUUCAGACACCAUCAGAGCCAUAGAGAAGGAGAUGGGAGCUGAUGACAUCACAUUCCUGCAGAACUUCAAGAGCACAGUGAAAAGGUUGCAGCAACCACAAACACUUAUAGAAGUGAACCCUUACAACAUUCUCGACAGCCGCUUCCAUACGGAGCCGGAGGAGUUGGUGUAUGCCGAAGUGUCCAUACGGAAACGACAGACGACAGUGUUGGAUCAGAGGAAGAGGCAGGAGGAGACGGUGGAGUACGGGGAGGUGAACGUCCAGAGAGGUCACACACCUGUGGACCCUGAGUAG
Messenger RNA from Sardina pilchardus (European sardine), 995 nucleotides. RefSeq names its product E3 ubiquitin-protein ligase TRIM35-like. The record is from RefSeq and is a predicted model, not a curated record. Bases 39 to 995 code for a protein of 318 amino acids. Gene Ontology annotation, molecular function: zinc ion binding; ubiquitin protein ligase activity. The transcript is spliced from 6 exons. Gene Ontology annotation, cellular component: cytoplasm. Lineage: Eukaryota; Metazoa; Chordata; Actinopteri; Clupeiformes; Clupeidae. Gene Ontology annotation, biological process: protein ubiquitination.